AACGGCAAGCAAGCAGUCCUCUUGGUUCCGUUCUCUCUUCGUUCUGGACAAUCUCCCGGCUCGUGGCACAGACUCCGAUUUCAUCGACUCCAAGAGAAAUUGGCCAUUCCUUGAGCACGAAAGAACAUACUUUAUCAAUUGUCUUCGAAACACGGAACAACCAAUACAACUAAACUUUUCAUCGAGCUUGUUCUCAUCAUUUUCAGUUUGUUCGUUCGUUUGUUCAUUAGUUCGUUUGUGUGUUCGUCUUGUUCUUCUGCUUAUUUGAUUAUUUUUCAAUUGUGUUAAAAUUGUAACGUACAUCGGUUAGUAUCUCGUCUAAGAAGUCUAGCAGCUGGUCUACCGGUAACGUCUCUAUCGUGCACCUGCAUCGUGCCCUACAACCGGUCCGAUCUUAAUGGGCUUUCGCACGGGCCAGUGAUUUUUAAUGGACCUCUUUCGCUACUCUUGUUAAUUGGGUCAAGUACUCGAAAGUUGACGCGAUUCUGGGACGCUUUACCCAAAACGAAUUACAACGAAUAGUUAUUUCGAAGGAUUAAACAAAUAACACAGUGCUAUUUUCUUUGGAUCUUCAAUUAUUUAUCAUACGAAACAGCAUCAUCCACCCCUCCUGUUCUACCGGACGUCGUUUUCUUUUCUUUAAAUUAAUAAGAAAAGAAAACAGGAUCGUGUGAGAAGAAGCAAAGCGCAACGGCAUCGAUUCGAUCUGCUUCCUAAAAGGAUUUCCACAUUCGACGAAACAGAAGAGCAAGGUGUUUGGUGCAGUGCGAAUCGGAGUAUAAAAACGUAUGCGCUUAACGCAUUAGUGUUAGGUGAUCGAGGGGAAAAAUAAAAUUAAAAAAAAAAAGAAAAUAAAUCAAUUAAUUAAUUAAUUAAUUAAUUUAAAAAAGAAGAAGAAGAAAAACAUAAAAGGAAAAAUAACUAAACAGAAAUUGGAAAAUUAAACGACGCGAUGAGGUUGAUGAUUUCAUCUAGGAAAGAGGACCUCUCGGAGGGACGUUGACAGAAAAUUAGAAAAAUUUCAAAAGGAUAUAAAACAAAGUGAAACGAUUUUUGAAGAUGACCGUCACGAUGGAACACAAGAGGAAGAGUUCGUGGGAUUCAAAGAUCUCGGUGAGCACGGUUAGCACGAGAAGAUUCAGUCGAGCUGGUACACCAAGUUCCAUUUUGUCUUCGGACAGCGACAUCAGAUUCACGAGGAAACUUGGUGGUCAAUAUAGAUGUGGUUGCUGCGUACUGGCUGCCUUCUUAUUCUUCCUUCUAUUUUCUGGCGUUUCAAUAUACCUCGGCUACACGUUCCUAACGUCGGAAUCACCAGCGGAUCAAAUAUUCUUAGCAACUUUCCGUGUUACCGAGGGAGAUUACUUUGCAUUGGAACUGGCAGAUCCCUCUACCGAAGCAUUUCGCAUUAGAUCGAGAGAAUAUCGCGAUCGGAUUAAUCUUAUUUUCCGUCGUAGUUGGCUCAAACUUUCAUUUCUUGCAUCGGAUGUCUUAGCACUCGACGGGGUGGAAGGUCGCGACUUGGUGGUUCAUUUCGACGUCAGAUUUGAUCCACGAUAUCAAACGAUCACCACCAGCAACGUGGUCGACAUUUUAUCGCGCGAAAUCGAUCCCAACAGUACGAAAUAUUUAUCGAAUUUAACGAUAGACGCCAAAAGUCUCGAGGUUCAAGAAAGUUUAACAGCGUUAAACGCACAAGUCAGCCUCCAAACAACAAUUUCAACGAUUCCUCCAACUACAACAGCACCACCGCCAAGAAGAUGCAGUAUUUUGGAAUUAUCUUAUUGCAAACAUCUUCCAUACAACAUCACUUCCUAUCCGAAUAUGUUGGGACACCGUUCUUUGAUCGAUGUCGAAGAAGACGUUAUUGCAUUUAGGGAAUUAGUAGACGCCGAAUGUUAUCGUUCAGCAUACGAUUUCGUCUGUCAGGUUUUACAACCUGCCUGUUUAACCGGUGAACCCGAAGAUUUAUUGCAAUUACCCUGCCGAAGUUUUUGUCGAGAAUUUUGGAACGGUUGUGGAAAUAGACUUCCCGACAGGAUCAAACGAGCCUUGGAUUGUUCCAAUUUUCCUGAAUACGCCGACGUUGGUAGUUGCCGACCAAAACCAGGAUGCGUGCAAACGCUUCAAUCGAAGGCCCUGUCGCCAAGAAUUUGCGACGGUGUGAUCGAUUGUCCGGAUUUGGCUGAUGAAAAAAAUUGUGCAUAUUGUCGGGACGGUUAUAUGCACUGCGGGGUUGGGAGAACUUGCAUUCCUCAUAACAAACGUUGCGAUGGUAAAAUUGAUUGCCCAAAUGGAAGCGACGAGAAAGAUUGUCUAUCAUUGUCGCAAAGUGUACGAGCAGUUAAAUCCCAGCCAUGGGAUACACCCCAUGCCGCGAAAUAUAACAGCGAGGGUUACGUUGUUUUUAACGAAAAAGGUACAAUCGGUAAAUUGUGUACGGAAAAUUUGAACGCCACUAUGCCAUCGACAGAAAUGGAAACUGUACUUCAAACUGUAGCCAAUUCUCUUUGUACUUUAUUAACAUAUACUGGCGUCCAAUCUGUCGAGGUAAGAACCGAUGAAGAAGAAGACGUUCAAUACGUUCACAUGGAAGAUCCAUCGGCUACAGAAAUCACAUUUGUUAGGGCACCCUGUCCAAGUAAAGACGUCAUGUACAUCCGUUGUUCUGAACUUGAAUGCGGAGUACAGGCAUUACGAAAUAAAGGUAAACAGGGUCUAAGUAAAAUGGCAGAACCUGGUGAUUGGCCUUGGCACGCGGCACUUUUUAAAGAAGAGGUUCACGUUUGCGAUGCUACUUUGAUUGCUGAAACUUGGUUACUCACUACUGCUUCUUGUUUCCAAGGACAACCAAAAGCAGAAUGGUCUGCGAGAUUAGGCACAGUACGUCUUUCGAGUACGUCACCGUGGCAACAGGAACGUAGGAUUGUAGGAAUGAUUAAAUCUCCAGUUGAAGGAAGUACGACUGUUCUGUUAAAAUUAGACAGACCUGUUACCACUUAUUCGGAUUUUGUCAGACCAGUUUGUUUACCAUCCGCUCAAGAUCCACCAUCGACCAAUGCAUCUCAAUGCAAUACUCUGGGUUGGGCUAGAAAUCGUGAUAUGCUUCAAAGAGUACAACUGAGGCAUAGUGCGAUGGAAAAAUGCGAAAACAUAAGUAUCGCAUCUGUUAACAGCGUUUGUACCGAACCUGCGUAUUCGGUGGAUGAUUGCAAUGAAGAAGAAGUUGCUGGUAGUCCAAUGCUUUGUCUACAAUCUGCCAGUCAAACUUGGGCACUAACAGGAGUUGGUAGUUGGCGAAUAGCUUGUUCUAAAGCAGGCAUUGAAAGACCUAGAUUGUAUGAUCAAAUAUCUUCUAAUAUCGCUUGGAUCAAAUCGACGAUUAGUUAAAUACUCGCAAUCGUUACAAAUUCAAAAGUAAUUAACUAUGAUAUCUAUUCGAUAUGAAAGUAUUUUUUUUGUUUUUUCUUGACGAAACAGUAAGUCGUUUUAAAAAUGAAAACAACGUACACGUACUGAAAUAAAAAUUGUGAUAAAAAUGUGCCGGUAAUUGUAAUAACUGUGAAAUUAAAUCAACAAAAUAUAUAUAUUCUAAAUUUAUCCUAUACGAUUUAACGAUUAUUCAUUUUGUUCUCUAUUUUGUUACGUAUCAAAACCGCUGUUCAAAUUAUCGGCACAAAUAUUUUAAAUCAUGAACAAUAUAGGAUAUAUAUUUUUUUCUAUUUUGCAUAAUU
Polistes canadensis is the source of this 3734-nucleotide messenger RNA. RefSeq names its product atrial natriuretic peptide-converting enzyme-like. Gene Ontology annotation, molecular function: protein binding; serine-type endopeptidase activity. The record is from RefSeq and is a predicted model, not a curated record. Lineage: Eukaryota; Metazoa; Arthropoda; Insecta; Hymenoptera; Vespidae. Bases 1060 to 3390 code for a protein of 776 amino acids. The transcript is spliced from 13 exons. Gene Ontology annotation, biological process: proteolysis.